GGGGAAGUACGGAAUAUAUUUCGGGCAACAACCGGUAAUUAGAGCUCUAUGUAAAAUAUAGAAUUUACAACCAAAGAGGGCAGUCAAUCAUUUCCAGGUGUGGGAAGGAACGAGUAGAGGGCGGUAAAGCCGUAGCAUUUAGUCUGCUGAGUCUGCUCCUCGUCACCAAUUCGUUCGAAGAAGAAUAUCAACUGAUGAAGAUAUGGGGUCUGUCACAGAUGACGAAGUCAUUCGAAAGCGUCUUCUUAUCGACGGCGACGGGGCUGGGGAUGAUCGGAGAAUCAAUUUGUUGUUGAAAACCUUCACCAAGUGGUGCAACUCACCUGGGACACCGGAAGAAAGCUUCACACAGUACCAGAGGAUGCUAGGGACACUGGCCCAAUGUGAAUUCUCCCUGGGGAAGACUCUGAUGGUCUAUGAUAUGAAUCUGAGGGAAAUGGAGAAUUAUGGCACAAUCUACUCCAAUAUAGAACAAAAUAUAACUUCAGCACAUGAGAAGAUAGCAGAAUGCAAAAAGGAAAUCCAGAGAGCGAAGAGAGUAAGAAAGAACCGCCAAGAAUACGAUGCUCUUGCAAAGGUUAUUCAGAAUCACCCUAAUCGUCACGAAACACUCAAGCAGUUGGAGGCACUUGACAAAGAACUCCAGCAGUUGUCGAACAUCAAGGAGAAUGUGGACGCUAAGUUGGAGCUACGGAAGAAACAGUUCCAUGUGCUACUCAGCACCAUACAAGAACUACAGCAGACCCUUGAAAAUGAUGAGAAAUUAGACACGGAUGAAAACAAUCAGCAAAGUCCGUCUGGGAGCGCCGAAUGAUGAACUCCGUUCUUUUGUUUCGAAUGAAGUGAACCAAUUUUGUUUGCAACAUCUUCUGUAUUUUUUUUUUUUUUAAUAAAUUGGAAAACUACU
Hippocampus comes (tiger tail seahorse) is the source of this 907-nucleotide messenger RNA. It is a transcript of the gene thoc7, whose product is annotated as THO complex 7. Gene Ontology annotation, cellular component: THO complex part of transcription export complex. Gene Ontology annotation, biological process: mRNA export from nucleus; mRNA processing. The record is from RefSeq and is a predicted model, not a curated record. The transcript is spliced from 9 exons. Lineage: Eukaryota; Metazoa; Chordata; Actinopteri; Syngnathiformes; Syngnathidae. Bases 203 to 814 code for a protein of 203 amino acids.